Messenger RNA from Caenorhabditis remanei, 999 nucleotides. RefSeq lists its product as uncharacterized. Lineage: Eukaryota; Metazoa; Nematoda; Chromadorea; Rhabditida; Rhabditidae. The coding region runs from base 1 to 999 and encodes 332 amino acids. The transcript has a single exon. The record is from RefSeq and is a predicted model, not a curated record.
AUGAAGUAUCUCGUCUUUGUUGCUCUCUUCGGAUGCUCUAACGCCUUCCUCUUCAGUCUUCUCGGAGGAGGAGGUGGCGGCGGUGGCUGCUGUGCCCCACCACCACCACCAUGUGGAGGAGGAUGCGGAGGAGGAGCUCCACCACCACCACCGUCCGGAGGAUACGCCGUCGCCCCAGCCGCCUAUGCUCCACCACCACCACCACCAGCACCAAUCGGAGGAGGAUACGCUCAAUCCGGAGGAUUCGGAGGAGCCGGUGGAGCUUACCAAGCCCCAGCCAUCGGAGGAGGAGGCUCAUACGCUGGAGCCGGACAAGGAGGAUUCGGAGGAGCCCAACAAGGAGGAUACGCCGGAGCUGGACAAGGAGGAUUCGGAGGAGCUCAACAAGGAGGAUACGCUGGAGCCGGACAGGGAGGAUUCGGAGUAGCUCAGCAAGGAGGAUACGCCGGAGCCCAACAAGGUGGAUUCGGAGGAGCCCAACAAGGAGGAUACGCCGGAGGAGCUCAACAAGGAGGAGCCGGAGGAUACCAACAAGGACCAGCUAUCGGAGGAGGAGCCGGAGGAUACCAAGGAGGAGCCCCAGCCCAAGGAGGAGCCGGAUACCAACAAGGACCAGCUCAAGGACCAAUCGGAGGAGGAGCCGGAUACCAAGGACCAGCCCCAGCUCAAGGAGGAGCCGGAUACCAACAAGGAGCCGCCGCCGUCGUUUCUGAGGGACAACAAGGAUACCAACAACAACAACAACAACAGCCAGCUCCAGCCGCUUCAUACGGAGAGCAAGCCCCAGCUCAACCAGCUCCAGCUGCCUCUUACGGAGAGCAAGCCCCAGUCCAAACCCAACAAGAGACUGUCCAACAAACCUUCGAGUCUGCCCCAGCUCCAGCUCAACCAGCUGCUGAGUACGGAGCCCAACAGCCAGCUCAAACCGAGCAAGUUGUUGAGACUUCUGCUUCUGGAUACAGAAACAAGUUCCACCUCAAGAAGGCCGCCAAGGCAUAG